Messenger RNA from Clonostachys byssicola, 3099 nucleotides. Lineage: Eukaryota; Fungi; Ascomycota; Sordariomycetes; Hypocreales; Bionectriaceae. The record is from the annotation of a GenBank genome assembly.
AUGGAUCGUGAAUCAGAGGGCCGAGAGGCCAAUAACUCAACCGAUAUUCGCACGUUGAGCAGGUCGAAUACAUUGCAAAGCGUAACUGUCCCCGAGACUGCUUAUCUUCAGGCCAUCGGUCACGGAGAUGGCGUCCCCGACGAAGAUUCUGUGGACGUUGAGCCCCUGAAUUUUCGGCUGGAUCUCAAAACAGCCGAUUUUUCGGUCUUGAAAGUGUUUGGAGAACGAUCACAAAUGCGGGUAGUGCGCCAUCGUGUUACAGGAAGCAUGAUGAUACAACGGAUCUACGACAUGGUGGAUCGGAAACAGCUGAUACGGGACUUUAGAGUGAUGUCUCAAUGUGUAUCAAAUCGUCUGGUAACAUUUCUGGGUGCAACUAAGGGGCUGAUUGACAGCCUUGGGGUAUAUAUGGAGUAUAUGGAACUGGGGUCGAUGUCAUUUCAGAGGAUAGUACAUCUCACCGGACCCAUCCCCGUGGAUAUUUUGGGGCAAGUCGCACUUGCCGUCACGGAAGGUUUGCUCUACUUACACGAGAAGGGUUUCAUCCACCGGGAUGUACGGACAUCCCGGAUCCUGGCUAAUCUUAAGGGUGACAUAAAGCUCGGUGGAUUCGGACUCUCCACCCUGCUUGAGGACGAAACCGGCUCGACCUUCUUACCAUCAUUCAAAGAAAAGUGCUUGUACGCAAGCCCAGAAAGGAUUCUCAACAAGUCUCACGGGCCUCCAAAUGAUGUUUGGAGCUUCGGAAUGUGCUUACUUGAGCUUGUUCAGGGCUUUCAUCCCCUCCAAAAGCUUAAUAUCGACCAGGUGGUAGUACGGGUUGCUCAUGGGCUGGCCCCGGAGGUAGCUGAAGACCAUGAUUGUCCGAAAGCACUUCGUGAUUUAAUCAAAAAGUGUCUUGUCUCUGAUUAUACUGAACGAUCAAGCCUGGAUGAAAUCUAUAAUAAUGACGCCUUCGUUACUUUAGCCAGAACCGCAGACGUGAAUGUUGGCGAGUGGACUGCCAAGAUAUUUCACAAAAUGGAAUCUGGACAAGCUGAUGAUGAGGGGUUCCCAACAUUGAGCAACGAAGUCAUCACACUACUCAAUCACUUGUCCUCUUUGGCUACUCCUGCUAGAGGUUCCUCAACUGAAAUUGACCCUCACCCCCUUUGUGCCGCUUGUGACAUGGCUGUGUCGAAUGCCGUUAACAAGCUUGGAGGCAAUAGCCAGCAUAUGCAAGAGGUUAAUGGUUCGAAGCUGCAGCCCGGGUGCCCUCUCUGUCAACUUAAACGUGAUUGCUGUCCUGAAGAGGACAAGGCUCGGCUGAUGAACACGAAGACGUCUUUCAAGGGCAUGCAGACAGCCAAGAAUUCUGCCUCCCUUGGCAGUUCAACAUUAUUCAUGGAUCAAUUGAGUGGAUCCAUGCAUGAAACUAUGAGGAACAUGGUUGAUCUAGAUAAUGAUAAGACGACUGGUUCUGACUGUGCCUUUCAAAUGGCAGCCGCUUGGUUGAAGACUUGUCUGAUUGAACAUACAGAAUGCAGGCUAGGCCAACUGAUCGGGUUAACUCGCUUGCCGAAGCGCAUCAUAGAUGUCGGGCCAGAAGACGGCUCAGAGGCGCCUAAAUUAUCUCCCGGAAAGGGCCGACGAGGCCUUUACUUGACUCUAAGCUACAGGUGGUCUGAGCAUACCAGCAAUUUCAUGACGACGAGGCGAAACCUCAAGCAGCACUACUCUGAAAUCCCAUCCCAGAAACUUUCGCAGACCAUAAGGGACGCGAUAACCAUUACCCGGAGGUGCGGGCUCCGGUACUUGUGGGUAGAUGCCCUGUGUAUCGUACAAGAUGAUAGAGACGAUUGGCAGGUCCAAACCGAGUCCAUGGCCUCCAUUUAUCAAAAUUCUCUGUUUACGAUAUCCGCAGCCGUAGGAGGAGCCGCUAUAUCCUGGGAUGGUUGUUUCAGACAAAGAAAGAGAGGUUCAGUAAGACCCGUCGACUGCCAACGUGUCUGGCCAGAUGGCUCGCCGGUGUAUGUAUUCGCUGAUCGCCUCGCCACUGGAGAUGGAAUUCGUCCAAAGAGCGUGCUUGACACGAGAGGUUGGAUUCUCCAGGAGCAAAUCCUGUCUCCUAGGAUACUGACCUACUCAGAGAAUGAAAUAUUCUGGGACUGUGCAUCACUGAAUGCUUCAGAGUCGUUCCCUUCUGGGAUUCCUACAUUCUAUGACUCGGACCUUAGCCAAAGGAAUCUGCGUCUCUUCAAGACCGCCCUCAGCAAGGAGAAAUCAUGGCAGUCCCCCAAAACAAAGAAGGAGUUGGUACGCGUGUACUGGAGAAAAGUUAUUGAGAACUACUCUGCCCGACAACUGUCUGUAGAGGCAGACAAGCUACUUGCCUUGUCUGGUAUUGCAAACAAGACGGUCAGUAUCAUCGGAGAUGAAUUGGUAUUUGGCAUGUGGAAGUCUUUCCUAUGGCGAGAGCUUCUCUGGUGGGUGAAAGAUCCGGACAACACUAUGCCCGGCCAGAUCUACAGUUCGGUCAGCUGGUCUUGGGCAUCUCUUCAUGGUGCUAUCUCGUUUGAACUAGCGCAUGAUUCAGAAGACUGCGUCGUGGACUCAUGCAUUGAGGUUCUAGACGUCAAUAUCUGGUCAAUUGAUUCAGAGGACUCGUCUGGCUCUGAUUCUCCAGCCCACCAUGAGUCAAUAAGAAGCGCUGAGCCUCUCAUUGGGGAGUUGACGCUCAGGGGUAGAUUGAUACCGCUGCUGCCUUAUCUAGCGGGGUUAGACGAUGAUGCCAACCAAAGCUCCUCCCCCAUCGUGCUCUCAAAGUGGCGAGAGGAUAUCGAGGGUAUUGACGCUGGCGGAGUGAAGUGUCUCGUCGUCGCGGCAUCGGCCUUUUACGUUUAUGGGGUGGCACUCUACCCCUAUCCUGAAGAUGAACAGGGACAGGGAGCAGUGGGCGAAUCAUCUGAUGUCACGUAUGGGCGGGUUGGGUUCGUACAAUGGAUUUUGUCUGACAUCAAGAAUUCCGACAACCUAUGGCGGGAAUUCGGCUGGGAUCGAUCUACACGAUGGUGGGCCGAUGAGUUUCCAUGGGACCAACAAUCUGUCAUAAUUCGAUAA